Messenger RNA from Phoenix dactylifera (date palm), 1885 nucleotides. RefSeq names its product protein tyrosine phosphatase 1 (gene PTP1). Gene Ontology annotation, molecular function: protein tyrosine phosphatase activity. Lineage: Eukaryota; Viridiplantae; Streptophyta; Magnoliopsida; Arecales; Arecaceae. The record is from RefSeq and is a predicted model, not a curated record. Gene Ontology annotation, biological process: protein dephosphorylation.
UCAAAUUGAUACCCAAAAGCCAUUCUUCAAAAGCCUUUUUUUUUCCUUCCAUAAAAUGGUUGGGCGCAUCACAAUAUUCAUGUCAAUCUGGAUAUCAACCUAUGGAUUCUUAUGGUGUACAAAUACGGAGGUCCAGGAGAAUACCAAGCACCUCAUGCAAGCAUAAUCAGGGAGUAAACUUUAAUUAUUUCAUUUUAGUCAAAUUAUCUUGAUUUAUUGCUUUAUUUUAAAGAAUAUAUUUGUGCAGCCUAAUGUCUUGGGACUCUUGCAUAAAAUGUUAUCUUCUUGGGGGCUGGGACUGGAAGAUUGCCUGAAGUCUCCUUGACAUUUUGGUGUGGAUACCCUGAACAAAUUGCUGCAUUGUUAUUUUGCAUCUUCAUCAAAUUUGUAAUGCAAACUGCAUUUUGCCCUUUCCCUUUUAAGUGAAAUGGACAGGCACUAUUGAUUCCUUCAAUUUUCUCUACAAGCCCGUGUCUGAUGAUAUGUUCCUUGAAGUUUACAAGUCUUUACAAGUGUUUUUAUCUGGAUGUAUCUUGUUCUUGAAGAGAUGAGGUUGACAAAGGAUGAGAUGGUAAGAAGGUGCAGGGUAGCUUUUCAAGAUGCCAAUUUGAGCAAAAAUCGCUAUAUAGAUGUCCUGCCAUUUGAUGACACCAGAGUUGUUCUUAAUUCAAGUAGUGGUAGUAAAUCUUCGGGGAAUGACUAUAUCAAUGCAAGCUUUGUUACGAUUGCUUCUAGUGGAAGAGUUUCACGUUUCAUUGCCACCCAGGGUCCACUUCCAGAUACCUUUGAAGAUUUCUGGGAGAUGAUAAUUCAGUAUCGCUGCCCUGUAAUCGUGAUGCUUACUCUUGUUGAUAAUCCCAAGAUGAUGAAAAAAUGUGCUGAUUAUUUUCAAUCAGAGAAUGGGCUGAGAGAAUUUGGAAAAACAAGUGUUUUCACUAAGAGUACAAGAAUCAGUAAGUCUUCAUUAGUGCUGCGUUGCUUGGAGGUGAAGCACAAAGAGUCAGAGGAGCUUGCCCUGCCUGUUCUCCAUAUUCAGUAUCCUGAAUGGCCUGAUCAUGGGGUGCCUGGUGAUACCAGCUCUGUUCGGGAAAUUCUGAAGAGGAUGUAUCAUGUCCCGCCUGAUCUUGGCCCUAUAGUUGUGCACUGCAGUGCAGGCAUUGGAAGGACUGGUACAUAUUGUACCAUUCACAAUACCAUCCAAAGGAUCCUUAUCGGUGAUAUGUCUUCAUUAGAUCUUCUUAAAACUGUUGCUGAUUUCAGAUCUCAGCGGAUAGGGAUGGUUCAGACAAUGGAGCAGUUUUUCUUUUGCUAUGCUGCAAUUGUUGAUGAACUAGAAGAGCUUGUGUUGAAGUCCAAUCAAUAAGAAAGAGCUUUCAAAGAGAUUAUGAAGUUUGGCAAUCUGUUAUCUUAUCAAAAUGUUAGAAGGCAGUUACUGCACCAAUGUUCCUGUAUCAGAAUUUGAAUAUGCACUCUUCGUGGCCUCUACAGCGCUGCUGUUCUGAUGCAGCGAGGCAAUGAAAAUGAACUAUAGUGAAGAUGCAAGCCCCAAACGAUUUCCAAAAGUCAAGUGGUGCAUGAAGCUUAACCCUCAUGACUAUGGGUCAAUUACAUUUGGUUAUCACAUUCUCAUUUCUAGAGCCAGUUGAUUCUCCAUAAGCGGCAUCUCCUUUGGAAGAAAUCAAGCAACUGCAAAGACAGUUAUAACUUUUGAGGACAUUACAUAUUGUUUUAUUGACACGUAUCAAAAGAUUCCCAAACAUGAGAUUCUUACAUUUUUAUGAGAAUAGAACAGUGUCAUUAUUUAGCUUGAGUACAUGGUGUUUCCGAGAGUUCUUUUGCUUGAUUAAUAUUAAUUUUUAUAUAUCAAGAGAUAUUAAAGGUUCUA